UCUGCGUCUAUUUCGGUACAGACACUUUUCUGUGCUCAACUUUUAGUGUCCUUUGCCCCAUUGCAUUUACCACAUGGAUCUCAGUGCUUGACAGGGGGCCGUGGAUUCAUCUCUCUACCCCAGACAUGGAAUACACAAUCAAAAGGAAGAUGGUGAGCUGACCAAACUGGGGGACCAUACAGACUCAAACAUCUUCAACCUUCUGCAGAGGUGUGAUCGGUGUCAACUAUCAGCCUUCACCAUGACCUGCGUGGAGAAGCGUCAAUGCGUGAGCCACCGGAGCACCAUGCUCCACCACCGCUUCCCCAACGGCUUCACUGAGAUCUUCAUGGACGAGACGGAUCGAGAGGUCAGCACUCUCACCGACCGCGCCUUCCGGAGCCUGUGCAUCGGAGACGAGGCCGCCUACAACGAUGAGUUCUCAUACGGAUACCCUUUCAGCUGUCACAAGCCCCUAGUGGAGGAGCCCCUGAAAAGGACUAAAGACACUGGUAAAAAGCACCAAAUCAAUGGUGCCAUUGCCACUCAACCCUGGAAGCAGCAGAAGAGCAUGUCCAGUUUGACUCUCCUCAAGACAUUUAGUGCUACAGAGGAGAAAUGUGAGGACAUGCUGAUUAAAAACGGUGAUUUUAAGGACACUAAUGGAGACUCUUGGGAUAAGUCGGCCCUCCUCAGCAUCGAAAGGGAACUAUCGGAAUUCUCCUCAGAUUAUAACAACCUCAUAGCCAAGAAAUCAGGCAAGGAUGCAAAGUUCUCGAAGACAAAAAACUGCAAAUCCAACUUCAAGCUGCGGAAACUGAACAUCAAAAACUGUUUCCUCCACAGCGAGUUCAGCCCAUUCCAAUCGUGGAGGGAUUUUAACCGCUUUCCGUUCGGCCAGGAAGACAUCGCCUCCAUUCCCCAUGUGGUGGACAACCUCCCUAAGUGGUAUGACUCCCCUUUAUACAAAGAACUGACUGAGGCACAUAGAAUAGAGACUUUGCGUGCAGAGGAGAUGGAGCAGCAGUGCCAGAAACCAGUUGAACCCCCUCCUCCUCCUCGUCCUCCACCCAAGGUUCUGCCAAAACCCUCUGCCCCUGAGAAGAGGUGUGCAUCAGACACCUCUUCUCAGGGUGAAACCAGCACCCCCUGGAGAAGAAACAGAGUGAGAGUCAAGAGUGCUGUGCCUGUCAACCAACCAGGACUACUUUGCACUCCCACUGAAACCCCCAAACCGGUGGAGAAGAGUCCUCUGCCUUAUAAAAAGGAAGUAAAGUCGAUAAAGGUGAAAAAAGUGGAGGAGCCGUGCUCUUUGACCUCUACUCCAUUCAGCAUUUCUCAGCUGAUGACACCCAUAAUACCAUCCAGACAGGCCACAGACACCUCAGAGGUCCUGUCAGCAGUGCUCUCUCCCUCUCUCCUUGAUCUCACCCGCCUAGACUUAGAGCAUGUGUCGCCAGUCAAAUCGAGGUCGACCCCAGAGGUCAUCAAACGAGAUAGCUACAAAUCCAUCGCGUCCAGUUUGUUGUUCAACCUCAAGGAUAACAGGAAGAGGGUCAAGAGCAGGUACAGCCCGCCAAAGUUCAAAACCGAACAGGUGGAUCGACGUACUCUGUCUCCAAAGCUGCUGGAACAGAGACUACUCAAAUAUGCACAAGCUCCUUCUGACGUUACAGCGUCUGGCUUCAGUACACCUGCCAUUCUAGCCUCUGGCUUCAGUACACCUGCCAUUCUAGCCUCCGGCUUCACUACACCUGCCAUUCUAUUAGAUGGACAACCUAUCUGUAGCCCUGAUGUUUCGGAAUCUAGCAAUGCUCGUCUUAGGAAAUAUCUAGAUUCUGAUAUAUCAGACGAUUACUUGAUGUCCAAUUUAUUGCAAACCAAAAGAGAGGCUGCGGGUAGCAGGAGCCCCGGGUCUCCCUUUUCACACCCAAAGGUGAACAAGAGCCCUCUGACUAAGAAACAAAUGUACCCAACUCUGAACUUGUACAAUAGUCUUGUAGAGCCAGAAAUUAAACACUUCUCACCGUCUAUGAAUAAGGAUAUCACACCAAACAAAGGGCUUUCUCCGAAUAUGUCAGACAACACAAAAGACCAACCUACUACACAAAAGGAAGGAAUUUCUCAGAAUAUAUCAGAAAAGCCAGUAAAAGAGAUGUCGAAGCUAAAGGAGAAAGGCGUUGGUGACCAGCCUGUACAUACAAGAACGAAUAGGGAAGCAUUACCUAUAGCACAAAACAAAGUGUUAUCUCCAAAUAUAACAGACAAUGCGAAACAGCCAACAAAAGACACAGUGGAAUUUAAGGAAAAACAUAUUGAUGAACAGACUGCAAAUACAAGAGAAGCCUUCACAGCUACUAGGGACACAUUAAUAACAGCUCAAAAUAAAAUGCUGUCCUCAAAUAGAACAUACAACACCAAUAGGUCAACAAAGGACACAAUAGAGUUAAAUGUCAAAGACAGUGUUGAAGAGGUUAUGAGAGCCGGUAUGGAAGCAAUAUUUACCACCCGAAACAAACUACUCUCUCCCAAUAGAACAGAAGCUGUUGAAGCAUUAACCAAUAAGAACAACAUUGUCAAAACAGAGGACCCUCAAGUGAAAGAUGAAAAGGGAAUUGUGGUCGAGGAUAGACAUUUGUUUUAUUCAUUUUCAGUGCCAAGGCCAAGCUACAGACAGAUAGAGCCACAGACAACAGGUGACAUUUAUCCAAUGGAAAACAUCAUCACCGAUGGAUUAAUAGAAAGUGCAGAAAAAGAGAAAGAGUGUAUUGUGGCAGAAAAAGAGAAGGAGCCUGUUAAAAAGCAAGGCAGGUUUAAGCAUAUAUUUUCAGCGAGACAGAACAACUACAUUAAAAGCCAAAGAUAUGCAAUGAUGGAGAAUGGUGAGGAAGAGCAGGAGGUGGAAGAUGUAGAACCUAAAAUGGAGGUGAAUAAUAAGAAAGACAUGGAUAAGGAAGUACAGGAUACAGAGAAGGCAGUGCACAAAGAAAUGAAAGAUAGUGAAAAUAUAAUAAGUGACUUACAUGCACUUAAGGAGCUGGAGAAGGCCAGAUUGGGUGGACGCCAUAUCAAGGACGGUGAGAAUUUGAAGCCCAAACCAAUGAUAGACGGGGAGGCAAAAGCGAAAAACGAUUUAAUUUCAAGGGAGCUUAGGAACAUUAAAAGGGGUAUUCUUUCUAUGCGAGGAAACACGUUCGCUAAAAAAGAGUUAUUUGCGAAUAAAGAGAAGGAGCAAGCUAAGCAUGAUGUAUUCUCAAAGCUAGACAACAACGUUGUAGAUAACACAUCUUUGAUCAAUGACAAUUACGACAAGGCUAAAAUGGCACUUGAGGAAAUCAUAUCGGAGAGAGCAAAGAAACGUAAAAAUAAAGUAUUUAACAAUAAAGAACUUGAAAACAAUAGAGUCCCUGAUGAGAACCCUGAUGAUAGUUAUAAUGUUAGAGUCCAAAAGAGUAGACCAGCUAGACAGGAUUAUACCAGGAAAGCAACAGAGAGGAAACAAAAUGAGGCGAGAGACAGGCUAGGGGAUCUGAAGGAUCAUCAUCAGAUACAAGAAAUUCUUUCCCAGACUGAGACAAAACUUGGUGAAAAUCACCGAUUAGGUGCCACAAUCUAUACUGAACAAAAUAAACUGGCAACAAGAUAUAUCAGGGAGGAUCAAGUGCAAGAAAAAAUAAUCAAUAAUGUCAGUGACUCAGCAGAGGAGAGUGAUAGAACCGUAGCUAAACAGUUAUCUGUUGAAACAAGAGAUGACACCUCUAAAAAUGACGAGGCAGUCACAGAGGAGAGUCAACCAGACGCGCCAGUUAUCAAACCAAAGGUACCACCGAGGAGCAAGAAGGGGAACACUAAAAAAGAGGACAGCUCAGAGAAGGUGAAAGAAUGUGCAAAUGUAAUGGAUAUAAUUGAGGAGGAUAUAAAGAACAAACACUUUUCAAUUAGGGAUAGUAAAAAUGAUAACAUUCUACUAAAAGAGAACACACACGCAAGGGGCAAGAUCUCAAAUACAGAGGCCCUUGAUGCAAAGAUAAAAGCUGAUAAACAAACAGAUGCACUUGAAACAGAGAAGACAGCUGAGCAAGAGAAGCGUUUUAUACAAAAUAAACACCACGUUGGUCUGCCAGGAGAGUACUGCAAAUAUCCACAUGAGGCAAAUACCUGUUUUUCCCCCAGUGAAGAGAAGGAAAAAGAAAUGAAGGCUCUAUUAAAUGCAAGGAAAACUAACACACUUCCUCUGAAGAAACUCAAAGCAGAAAAAAUACAACACAAUAUUGAACAGGAACAACUGUGUGUGAGAAGGAAGGCCCCUUUAAAACCAGACAAGGAUCAUUCAAAACCUUCAAACCAAGUAAACACCAGUACUGAGGAUGAAUCAAUAAUGAAAAAAGAUAGCAUGAAAAAGAUUCAAGCAACUGAAGAGUCUGACAAAUCAGUUAGGAUUUGUGAAGAUAUUGUACAUGUUGAUGAAGUACUUGACCAAGAUAUUAGAGAAACAUUAGUGUCCCCGUUGUCAAAUGGCAGUAGUAUAAAUCCAAGUCAACAGAAUCAAACCAGUAUGUCCUCGAAGUCAUCAUAUUUCUUUGUUGAAAAUACAUUGCAAAGAAACCUUGAAACAGACUCAAACAUCUAUCAUUCUUUGGAGAAUUUGAUUGCAAAAGUAGAGGAGGUUGAGGAAGGAGUAGAGGAUGGUCCAGAACGUGUGAGAGGAGAUUUGGAGAGAAGGACAGAAGUGGAGUAUUACUCUGUAAGUGAUCAUAAAAAUAAGGACGUUGAAGACAAGCCAGUAGUUCGUCCCAGGCGAGACAGAGAAACAUCCCUGAAGGAGGAAAAAGAGCCGAGAGCCAGAGAGAUGGACAAAAGAGGAUGGUUCCAGAGCCCCAUGGACAACACAAACAAUCAAACACCAACAUCUCAGUCCAACGUCUCUUCGCCCGUUCUGGGGAAACCGGCUCUAUUCAAAGUGAAAGACAACAUAUUAAAUGAUCAUGUCUCGCCUGUAACCAAGACAGUGAAACCGGUUCUGGACAAGACAAACCAUGACCCAUUGCAGCGUGCGCCGUGGUCACCCAGGGAGAGCUUGAGUGGCUCUGAGAGAAGCGAGGAAGAGCAUCUCGAUCAUCCAAAAACAUCCAUUGAAAUGCAGUCACCCGAUAAUGCCGUCACCACACCAGACAAACACUUCAAACCCGAAGAUACGGCAUCUCCCCACUCUUCACACUCACUGCUGUCUCCCUCAAAACUAACCCCCGAGCACAAUCGGAAAGGCCAACGUGCGCCGUGGUCACCCAGGGAGAGCUUAAGUGGCUCUGAGAGGGGCGAGGAAGACCAUCUUGAAAUCCCCGAACUCCAUGCUGCUAGCAUUACAACAGACAAACACCUCAAACCAAGAGAGACGGCAUCUCACCACUCACCACUCACCCCACUGUCUCCCUCAAAACUGACCCCCGAAAACAGCCAAAGAGGCCAGCAAUAUGGGUCUUUCCUCACAGUCACACAGGAAUACAACAAACAUUCAGGGCUAAGCCCAUCAUCCGAAGAAGGGGCAAGCACAAUGGAUACAGCUGAUGACAUCCCAGAAGUUUACAAGGUGCCCAGCGAGAGGUCGGGUUCUGUCUGCAGCGGCAACAACACCCAAGGCCCCGGCAGACCGCCCGUGGUUCCUCCCAAGUCCGAGAAGGCCCUCUUCAAAGCCAUGAAGCUGACCACCAGGAGGAUCCAAAAGGAAGAGAAGGAAAGUCAACCUCAAAAGAGCCGCAGUAAUAGUAAGAGCUGUAGUAGUAGAAGUGACAGAAACAAGAGGGAUAAAUCAUUGGAGCAGAAAAGUAGUAGUAGUGAUAGUAGUGAGAAACAUCGUACUAGAGAGAAGCAACAUCAGGAAAGGACAGAACACAGAGGCCGUAGCAGUGAGAAGCACAGCCUUGGUGAAUCAGAGCACCGAGGCCGUUGUAGUGAAAAGCACAGGCACAAUGAAUCAGAGAGCCAGGCCCGUAACAGUGAGAAGCACCACAAUGGUGUACCCGAACAUCAGAGCCAUAGCAGUGAGAAGUCCAGGCAAGAAAGAACAGAGCCCAGCAGUCGUAGCAGUGAGAAACACAGGCAUGGGGAAUCGACGCGUCAAGAAUGCAGCAGUGACAAUCAGAGGCAUGGAGAAUCCGAGCGUCAACGCCGUAACAGUGACAAACAAUGUCGUGGCGAAUCAGAGCGCCAUAGGAGUGAGAAACACAGCUGCGAGAAGCCAGAACAGAGAAUCCGUAGCAGUGACAGAGCUGUCAGUGAGCAUAAAAGUCAGAACGGUGAGAGAUCCAUGACUGGGAGACAACAGCGCCAUAGAGCUCAGAGCAUGGACAGACACAUUGGCAAUAAAGCAGAAGAGAGAAUUCGUAGCAGUGAGACAUCUCCUAGGGAAAGACCGGAGCCGAGGAGUCAGCGUAUUGAGAAGUCUAUUAGGGAGGAGCUGUCUCAGAGGGGCCGAGCCCGCGAGAGAUCCAACAGAGAGAAACUAGAACACAGAAACCACAGUGUUGACUCCUAUGCCAGUGACGUUAUAGACUUGACAUCACCUCACCCUAAUCUAUCCCGCCAGUCAAGUUACACCAGCCAGUUCUCCCGUCAGUCCAGCAUCGAGCACUGUUAUGCCUCCUUCCCAAUGACCCAACGGAAGUUGUUGCAGGACCCAGACUCUGGGCAGUACUUCGUAGUCGACAUGCCCGUCCAGGUCAAGACGAAGACCUUCUUUGAUCCAGAAACUGGGAAUUACGUGCAGCUACCUGUUCAACCUUCAGAAGGCCCCGUGCCUCAGGCCUCCACCAUGGAGGUGAUGAACGCACCAAUGGUGCUCUACCACGGUUCCUUUGUCCCAGUACCUGUCUCAUCCAUCCCAUCACAGAAAUCCACUGUCCACCCCUCACAGCUGGACCAGGAAGACUUUGAACAGAUGCGGGAAAGGCAGCGGUAUAAACACAACAACGAAGGCCAUCCUUACCUAGAGCCGGUGUAUGGCUCACAAGACCACAUGCUAGGGGAGUUCUUAGGCACUGAGGACAUUUAUGACUGUAUGAACUGAUAGGGCUUUUAUCAACUUCGUGAGAAAAGUUUAACAGUGUUGAAGUGGAGUGUUAAUUUGCAUUUGUGGUUAAUCCGAGCUAAUGUAGAGUUAAUAUUAUAAACGCCAUUUGGGAGUGUCUGACUAAAUGUUUUUGAUGGAAAAUGACAGCAUAAAGAAAAAGACAUGGAAGUUCUAUGUACAUAUGUAUUUUCACAUGUAGACAGGAAGUUUGGUUGUAAAUCUUGAGAGGAUUUUUAUGAAUAUAAUUGAAGUGGUGUUCCAACUCUUUUCAUGAAUUGUUGUAAUGUUUUAUUGAUUUGGCAAGUUUGGCUUUUUGAGACUUUUUUUCCACAAAGCUGUUUGCCCUCACAAAUAACACAAUUUUGACAGUUUUUUUAUUUUAUUUAAACAAAAAUGACACAUUAUGUUUUGAUCUACGUUUCAGUAGUCAAUACCAAUAUCGAUUUCGUUAUUUUCAUUCUAAUAUACAGCAUGCACUGUGUUUUGCAUGCACGCGUUUAAAUAUUUCUUGCAACUGAAUAUUGAAAUUCGCAUAUUCUGUUUCAUGCUAAUAUCAUAAAAUGUAUGGUAUUUACAUUUAUUGUAAGUGGCAAUAAUUGAUAAUUGUAAAAUGAUUGGAAAUACUUGGAGAUACUUGGAAAUAUGUUUGGCAGUAUUUUGAAUCUAAUGACUAGAUAAAGCAGGGCUGCAUUUUGUUUUUGUAAAUCAUUCCAAUAAAAAAAACUUCU
This is a messenger RNA of Salvelinus sp. IW2-2015, 7773 nucleotides long. RefSeq lists its product as uncharacterized. Bases 242 to 7042 code for a protein of 2266 amino acids. The transcript has 3 exons. Lineage: Eukaryota; Metazoa; Chordata; Actinopteri; Salmoniformes; Salmonidae. The record is from RefSeq and is a predicted model, not a curated record. Gene Ontology annotation, cellular component: Z disc. Gene Ontology annotation, biological process: positive regulation of calcineurin-NFAT signaling cascade.